Messenger RNA from Vicia villosa (hairy vetch), 771 nucleotides. RefSeq lists its product as uncharacterized. Lineage: Eukaryota; Viridiplantae; Streptophyta; Magnoliopsida; Fabales; Fabaceae. The coding region runs from base 208 to 546 and encodes 112 amino acids. The record is from RefSeq and is a predicted model, not a curated record. The transcript is spliced from 3 exons.
UUCUACGUCUUGCCAUUCUCCACUUCUUCUUCUUCUUCUUCUAUACAACCUCAUAAAAAAAAUUCUUUUACACCUUUCCACACACAUUUUAUAAAAAAUGUUGUCUUUUAAAAUGCAACAUUUCUUCUAUUCAUUUUUUAAAACAUUAUUUUGUUUGCAUUUUACUAAUAAUUUUGGUGCUAAUUUUUGCAGAUCUUCUAUAAUGAGAUGAAACAAAAAACUUUUAGAUCUGAAAUGAGACCGUGUAAAAUUAAAACGGCUUCCAGCAGAUCUGAAAUCAAAAUCACGGGAACAUCGGAUCUGAAAUUGAAAUCACUGGAUCUGAUAUCAAAACCACCAGAUUUGAAAUCAACUCUCAUCUUCUUCAUACUUACAAGAUCUCGCCAUUUUCUUCUUUUAAAUUUCACCUUGCUCAACUUUUGUAUUUUGUCUGUUACGAUUUUUGGCCCUGAUUUAAAGAUUAUGAAAUGGAACAAUGGAAGGAGGGUAUCAAAAUUCAAGAGGUAUCAAAAGGAUUAUGAAUUUGAAGAUUGUUAUCGACUGUAAUUUGAGUUUCAAUUUUUGGUUUGAGAAAUGAUUCUAUUUUAGAUAUCAGAUCUAGUGGUUUUGUACCAUUUUAAAAUCAAUAAAGUUUCAAUUUAUUCUAUAUAUUCUAUAUAUAACUUUAAAAUGGUACAAAAUCUGAUUUACUUUUACACAAUAUUUUUUUUAUCUUUUCAGACACGUCACAUCAAUCUUUUUCUUCUCUUUUCUCUCAUGUCUCAUCUCUUC